Molecule: messenger RNA, 1337 nt
Organism: Contarinia nasturtii (swede midge)
Lineage: Eukaryota; Metazoa; Arthropoda; Insecta; Diptera; Cecidomyiidae
Exons: 4
Source: RefSeq, a predicted model, not a curated record
AACCAAACUCAAGCAUAUAUGUGAUCGUAAAAUAACAUAAAUGUACUUUGAACGUCACAACGUAGUGUAUGUGUGUGUAUUGGUAACAAAAAGAAAAUGGACGUGAAUUCGAUUGUUCGGUCUGGUUUUUAAUUUGUUUUAAAUUUAAAAUGGCUUCUCAGGAAAUCUUUAGAAAAUAUUCUUGGUUAAAUAGCAAUUUAUUUGAAAGAGCUUUAAAUCAAGAUGGAUUAACGAAUAAAAUUAUAAGGUUUGCUAUACUACCGGCAUUUGAUAAUGGCGACAACUAUAGUAGUUGUUUGAUUCGAGCAAAUGUUGAAUAUUCCAAUGAUACUGGCACUCAUUGCAAACAAUUCAUAAUUAAAGCAUCAUUGGGCGAACAAUUGGUUCGAAGUCAUGAUGUUUUUGCAAAAGAAAUUUGUAUUUACGAUGAAAUUGUUCCAAAAAUGGAGAGUGUUCUUAUGGCUGCAUCCAUUCCAAUGAAAUUAACACCCAGAUGUUAUAGCAGUGAUCGGCAACAAUCUUAUUUGAUAUUGGAAGAUUUAACUUUAAGCAAUUACAAAAACGUUGCACGAACACAAGGUCUGAACUUCGAUCAAUUGAAACAAUGUAUAAAUGCGCUGGCUCUUUGGCAUGCUGCAUCUGUUAAAAUAAAUACCAACGACACUUCCCAACGAUUAUAUGAUUUAUUUCAAAAGCCACAUGUACAUCUUAAUGGUUCACCGCACUAUAAAACACUCUUUGAAAAUGCCGUAUAUAGCUGCUCUCAGGCAUUCGAAAAUCGCUCCGAUUUAUUGGACAUUGUUCGAAAAUUAAGCCAAUUAAUUGAGAAAGUGUUUGAAAAAUGUUGCACAGCUGUUGAACGCAAUCACAGUACGAUCAAUGUAUUAAAUCAUGGCGAUUUAUGGUCGAUGAAUAUUAUGUUCAAUAUGGAUUCGAACAUUGAUGCAUUGCCAUUAUUUUUGGAUUUCCAAACAUGCUAUUUCGGUUCACCCAUUCUCGAUCUAUCUUACUUAGUUUUUUCAUCAUCUAACGAUACGGUGACAUCGACAGAGUACGAUCAACUAUUUGAUUACUAUUUUGAGCAAUUGAUCGACGCAAUGAUAAAGCUAAAACUGCCAUCAACAAUUAUACCAACUAAAGAACAACUUCAACACGAAUUUGAAUUGCGAGGUUGUUUUGGUGCAUUUUUCAGUUUAUUCAUUGUUCCAUUGCGUUCUAUGGACGAUGCAGGCGACAAUGAUGUGAAACAAUUUUUAAACAAAUCGGAAGACGGUCUUGCAUUUCGAAAGAGAAUUUAUUCCAAUCCAAAAGCACAAAAAUUGCUCACAAAUUUAUUG